Messenger RNA from Linnemannia hyalina, 633 nucleotides. The record is from the annotation of a GenBank genome assembly. Lineage: Eukaryota; Fungi; Mortierellomycota; Mortierellomycetes; Mortierellales; Mortierellaceae.
AUGACAUCGAUCAAGAGAAUGAAGGGUCUCUCACUGGCAAGGCCAAUUAUCUACGGAAACUCGGCAACGCCACUGAACGGGAAGAAGGGCGGCGACGCCGACCAUACACAUCGCUGGACAAUCUCAGUGCGGGGCGUCAACAACGAAGACAUUUCAUAUUUCAUUCGCAAGGUCGCCUUCAAGCUGCACGACACCUACGACAACCCCAACAGAAUUAUUGAAAAGCCUCCAUUCGAAGUAACAGAGACAGGAUGGGGAGAGUUCGACAUCAUCAUCAAGAUCCACUUCAAUCCUAUCAGCGGCGAGAAACCACUCACACUCUACCACCAUCUGAAGCUGCAUCCGUACGAGGAGGAUGGGCUCGGCAACCCAUGGCCCAAGCAGAAACCCGUUACAAGCUACCAAUACGAUGAGAUUGUGUUCAACGAGCCGAUCGACAGCUUUUACACCAUACUGCAGGAAAACACAACGUCAAAUGUCCCGCUCAAGAAGACGCCACAUCAUCAAUUCAGUCUGCAGGCAGAACAGGAAGAAGUCGAACGGUUGGACAAGGCCCUCAAGACCACAGCACAGGAGAUUGUACGAUAUCGGGAAAAGUGCAAACGACUUGAGGCGGAACUGGCAUCAAAGUAG